AUGGAGUUGGAUGAGGAGGUGCAGUCCGCUUUAUUAUUCGCCUCCGCAUCGCCUACGAGAGUGGCUUACCCUUCUUCAGAGAAAGGCGUGGCGAAGUGGUCUUUGACCCACCACGCUUCCCCGAGUAUUGCGGAAGAAGGAACCUCCUCCUCGGCUCCUUUUAUUAAAGCUUCUUCAUCAUCUUCUGGAUUAGUAUUAUCCUCCUCAUCUCCUUUGUUGCUUUUGUCCACCCUACACGAAAACGAACCCAAACAAGGGGAAAGGGAGUCGACAUGGCCGGUUGAGCGCGUGUUGUUCACCGACACAGCCGACGUCGAUAAUGGAGAGAUCCUCAUCGAGCUUAGCUGUGAACGCAGCCUAACGAACGACGAGGAGGAGAAGGAGAAAAAGGAAACGAUGGGAGAAUGGGUGGAGUCCUGUGAAGGAAUCCCAACGGCGGAGCGUUUAGAGCGAAUCGCCAACGGCAAUCUCAUCUUUGGCGUAGAGGAGGUUCGUCGGCGGUAUGCUGGGAGCCUUACCGAGGCGGAGUGUGAAAAUAACGAGCUGCUUUCUUUUCUAGCAUGGUCGGAGCAGCGGGAGGCGCUGAAAAAACGAACGCUUUAUGCGUUCUGGAAUCAUUUGCAACACUCUAAAUCAACUCGCAAUGAGGAGGUGAAGAAUUCUAUGACAGAAUGGACUAUGCCUAAAUCUUUUCCUUCGUUUAACUCAUCCCCGCAUGAGUCUGAGGGUGGUGCGUAUCGCGAUAUUUACCUUCACGCCUACGCCCUACGUGAUUUUUCACUUCCGCUUGCAAGCGCGCAAGGGCAAAAAUGCGGAGCGGUAUCUCACCAUGAAGUCUACUCUAGUGAAUCUCCCCCAGCGGUUUACGUUGCCCCUCCUGCAGGAAAAUCGACCCAAAAUACCACAAAUAACAAUCCAAAUUCAACCCCCAUGCGGUCUUUAACACCGCAAUCUUCACCUGCGUGUUUUAUUGAGUGGAUCUCGCGGCAUAUUGACUUCUACAGUGACUUAGUUUUUCCACCUGGUCUGGCGUUAAUUCCCUCGUGA
Messenger RNA from Phytomonas sp. Hart1, 1047 nucleotides. Lineage: Eukaryota; Euglenozoa; Kinetoplastea; Trypanosomatida; Trypanosomatidae. The record is from the annotation of a GenBank genome assembly.